Messenger RNA from Cyclopterus lumpus (lumpfish), 2144 nucleotides. Its product is annotated as putative monooxygenase p33MONOX. NCBI's taxonomy places the organism in Eukaryota, Metazoa, Chordata, Actinopteri, Perciformes, Cyclopteridae. The record is from RefSeq and is a predicted model, not a curated record. Bases 391 to 1314 code for a protein of 307 amino acids. The transcript has 9 exons. Gene Ontology annotation, cellular component: cytoplasm.
CCGAGCCGGCGCAGACUGGUUUCCGCUCGUCUCGUGCGUCGAACCCUCCGAGCCGCCGCCGGACUGCACCCCGGAAGUGAGCGUUUUAACGGCGAAACGCUUCUCGCUCGACGCGUGAACGCGUUAAACUUUUAAUUUACACGCGUGGUGAACGCGCGAGGGGUGUUCUUCAAUUCGGGACGGUUGAAAACAAAAAAACACACGGCGAGCAGUUUCUGUUUUGUUGCUUCCCCUGGCCUGGCUGCCUACCCACAAUGCACUGCUGCAGGGCUUCGCUUGUCUCAGACGGACCGAUGUAACUGUCGUCGCUUUCACUUCACGGUCCACAACACGGAAACGCAGCCGUAAGGUCUGGUCCUGGUUGAUCUUGUUCAUUGUCUCACUGACGUCAUGUCUGGCUCAAGGGAUUUACCAGCCAUAGAGGAUUCUGGGAUGGGCGGGAUGAGGCUCCCCAUCGGGAUGACCCGUCGAGCCCUCAGCUACGACGACAACCUGGAGGCGCCCAUGUCCACGCCGCCCCACGACAUCAGCAUCAACAACCUGUGGCGGCGACCCGUCAUACCGGAGAGGAGGUUCUCUCACCUGGCUGAGGAGGAUGAGAGCGGUGCGGCGAGUCAUUCCACGGUGGCGGACAGCGCCCCCUCCAGGUCACCGGCUGUGGUGAAAACCAAGGCCUCCUCCGUCAUGAGUUCUCUCAUCACCAAGCAGACUCAGAACAGCGUCUACGGGUUCGAGCAGAGGGCGGGGCUUACCGACACCAGCUACACUCCCCACAAAGGCCUCACGGCGGAGGAGACGAGGCUGCACCACCGCAUGCCCGAGUCCAUGCAGAAACUGCAGAUUCAGAGUUUAGAGGCCAGAGAAGAACGCCAGAGCUCCUCGGCUCAGUCCACUCCAUCCAACACUCCUCACAGCUCCCCAAAGCAGCUCCGCAGGGGCUGGUUCAGCAGCACGGGUUCAGAGGUCAGCGUCGGCUCCAGCAACAGCAGCGUGGAUCUCGGUGGAGCCGACUCGGCGGUGGAGCGGUGGAGCGUGUUUGGACCGCGGCCCGUCGUCCAGAAGUCGACAUCUGACCUGGGGUCAGACGCUACGGCUUUAGCAGGCUUUGCACUGCAGGCGUACCGCGGCGCCCAGAAGCCGACCCCCAUGGAGGUGAUGAAGUCACAGGCCGCGCGGCUGUCCGACAACGCCGCCGCCCAGAAGGUGAACCCUCCCAAAAUAGAGAUCCCCACGAUGGACGGCCGGCGGCAGCCAGCGCGACCGCACAAGCUGAAGCCCAGAGACAUGAACGUCCUCACGCCCUCCGGCUUCUGAGGCGACCGCGAAGACGACCGCGAAGACGACCGCGAAGACGACCACGGAAGUUGCUCGUCUCUCGGGGCGCCGAAAGGUCCCGUGAAAUGUUGUAAUCGUGUGUUUCGGGGGGUGGGCGGCGUUCGCCGACUCCUGUUUUUAUUACAACUUGGGUCUCGUUUUUCGUAGUUUCGUACGUCAUAAUAACGCUGUACUCAACGAGGUAAUCGCUCGCCGUGUUUCCAUCGUUUUUUUUUUUUUGAAAUAUCGCAUUAGAAAAGCUGCCUGGUAACAGCGGCGUGGGAGGAAAAAAAGGCGUUUUUAACACUCGCCUGAGGUGGCGUUUGCAUUCGUCAUGAAGAUCCUCUGAAUGGAGAAUUUUCUUUUGACGAAUAAAUUAACGUUUUGACUGACGAUUUAAACAAAUUCCUGGAGACGUUCUCCGGUUCGUAUCGUUUCCCCUCGCGGACAUCUACUUCUUCUACUUCUUCUUCUUCCAAACCAGUCGAUGGAAAUGCGCUACAUUUAUUUAGUUUUCUCGACUCGAGUGGAAACGCGGCGUCGUUACCAAAAAGGGAAAUCCGACGGAGCAAGUUGUAAAUAUACUCAUUUAGCAGGAAGUCCUCGUCGUGCAUGUUUUUGCAGUAGUUGGAACAUCCGACAUUUUUAACAACUUCCCGUCUUUGAGGCGUUUACUGUGUAGCUCGGCUGUAAGAAUCAUACUUUCCCUUGACCCUCAGUCUUUUUACUGCUGCAGCGUGCUGGCCGCACAGGGCCUGUGGUAUACUGAUAUUUUAGUGACGAUGACGGUGAUCCAUGUUUAAAAUGAUCCUCUGUUUAAAAAAAAAAAA